UACUCUUGGACAAUUAAAUGUUUUAUAUAACACUGAUACAAAGUUUAUUAUCAAUAUAAGAGUUUAAGAGUAUUUUUUUUACAAUCACGAUAUUCACAACGGCGUGAUUGUAUUUUGUUCAAUCACAUCGUCAACAAUGGCAUCAUUGACAAUCUUGUGCAACGGAGUUAAACGGCGAUCCUCGACCUCAACCUCGACCUAUUCUGCUGCUUGGAGUAUUAGUCAGUGUGUCUUGUCGCCAUCCUCACUAAGCUGUUCUUCUUCAGGUGCCCUCUCCAAGGGCUGCUUCCGCGUGCGUCUUUAAGGGUUGUCUUCGAUUAUUCUGAUCUGGAAUCUUGGACUGCCUUUCUGAGUUCUCUUGCCUUGCCUUCCUGAGAUCUCUUGCCUUUUGCUGUCCAGGUGUUCCUAAUGUGGUGACUUUGGUGUUCGGAUUCGAAUUUUUUUUUAUGAAUUCAACUUUUGGGGUGCGACUUCAAGAUCUUAGUGUUCGUUGUUGGGCUCUCUGCCUUUUGCUGUCCAGGUGUGGUGACUUUUGUUCCUAGUUAUUGGGGAUCUUUUCUAUCUUUUGGUGAUGGCUUGCCGUGAGGUGGAGUGAAUUCUCUCAAGGCUAAGGCGUGAGGUGGAGGAGCAGUUGCAGAACUUGAUGAAUAACAAGAAAAUCAAGACGAAAGUAACGAGAAUAAAACUUUUGUGAAAUGGCUGAGAUUGCUGUUCCAAUUGUUGUAGAGGAAGUGGGUGCUCCUGUUGCAAGUUGGAUUAAACGUCAAAUCAGUUAUGUGUUCAACCUCAAAAGGCAUGUUGAUAAUUUUAAUAAUCAACUCCAUAAUUUGAAACUUAAGAGAGAGAGAAUCGAGCAUGCUAUUGAUGAUGCAACUAGGAGAAAAAUGGAGGUGAUUGAAAAGGACGUUGAAGACUGGCUGCAGCAAGUGACAAUAAUUAAUGAGAAUGCAGAACGUUUUUUGGAGAAAACAGGGAGGGCAAAGAAGGGGUGUUUCUUUGGGUUAUGUCCUAAUGUGAAGGCAAGGUACCAUCUUAGUAAGAAAGCCGAGGACGUAUCAAAGGCCGCAGCUGAUCUUCUGUUGGCAGGGCAGUUUACUAGUGUUUCAUAUCGUCCUGCUCCACAAGGAAUACGUUUUGCUACCAUCAAUGAUUAUGAGACCUUCGAAUCAAGAGCAUGCCAUUUGGAAGAAAUUAUGAAGGCCUUAAAAGAUCCUAAUGUCAACAUGAUUGGUGUUUGGGGUAUGGGUGGUGUGGGCAAAACUACUCUUGUGAAGAAAGCUGCUGAACAAGCCAAUGCAGAUAGGGUUUUUGAUGUGGUGAUUUUAUCGGAGGUAUCUUUAAAUCAAGAUUUGAGAAGGAUUCAAGGGGAAAUUGCAGAAGCAUUAGGCUUCAAAUUUGAGGCGGAGACAAUUUCAGGGAGAUCCAACCAAUUACGUGAACGUUUGCUGAAAGAAACAAAAAUUCUAGUGAUUCUUGAUAAUAUUUGGGCAAGGCUUGAUCUGGGAGUGUUAGGAAUACCUUUAGGGAAUGACCACAAAGGAUGCAAAAUAUUGAUGACAUCUAGAUAUGAGUAUGUAUUAACCGAUAUGGGUAAUAAUAGUUGGAACAUUAGGGUUGAUACAUUAGAUGAUGGGGAGGCUUGGAAUUUAUUUGAAAAAAUGGCAGGGGACAUCGUGAAAGUUUGCAAUUUUCAACCUCUCGCCAUUGAAAUAGCUAAAAGAUGUGCAGGUUUGCCAAUUUUGAUUGUCACAGUUGCAAGCGCUCUAAGAAGUAGAAAUGAUUUAUAUGCUUGGAAAGAAGCCUUACAACAGUUAGAAAAGUUUGGAAAUGAUGAAUUUGAUGCACGAGUGUAUUCAGCUCUAGAGUUAAGUUACAAACACUUGCAAAGUGAAGUGAUCAAACAGUUGUUCUUGCUUUGUGGUCUACUGAUAAACAAUGAUUAUGCUAUCGAGGGUUUGUUGAACUACUGCACGAGCCUUGAUUCUUUCAAAGAUAUUGAUCAAUUGGAAGAUAGGAGAAACAAGUUGCAUAAAUUGGUGAUAGACCUCAAAUCCUCAUGUUUGUUAUCAGAUGGUGAAAAAAAUGGUUACAUCAAAAUGCAUGAUGUGGUUCGCAAGUUUGCUGUGUCAUUUGCACGCGAAAAACAUAAUAUGUUCAUGGGAGAAUAUGAUGGUGAAUUGGAAGAAUGGCCCAAAAAGAAUACAGUUGCAAAGUUCUCUUCGAUAUUUUUUCCUCACAAUUAUAUUCACAGACUACAAGAAGGGUGGGAAUGUGAAGAGCUAAAAUUAUUUAUUCUGCACUCAAAAAAUCGUGAUUUGGAGAUUCCUAGUUCAUUUUUCCAAAGAUUGAGAGGAAUUAUAACCUUAGAUAUUAAGAAUAUAAUAAUUCCAUCUUUGCCUUCAUCCCUUGAUUAUCUAAACAACCUUUGCACUCUUUCUCUUGAGGAGUGUGAGUUGGAAGAUAUAGCCAUAAUAGGGAAUUUAAUUGGACUAGAAGUUCUUCGGAUAGUGAAUACAGACAUCUCCCAUUUGCCUGAGGAAAUAAAACAAUUGAAUGGUCUGAAGUUGUUGAAUGUCAGUAGAUGUUAUAAUCUUGAAGUGAUUCCACCAAAUGUGAUUUCGUCGUUGACUCGAUUAGAGGAAUUGUCGAUGGAAGAAAGCUUUGUAAACUGGGAGGCUGAAGGAGUUAAUGGUCGAAAUGCUUGCGUUGCUGAGUUGAAAAAAUUGUCUAAGCUGACUAGCUUAAACAUUCACAUUCCGAAUUCUCAUAUUAUGCCAAAUGACUUGUUCUCAGUCAAGCUAGAAAGAUUUAAAAUAUUAAUAGGAGAUGGCUGGGACUGGGAAUGGUCUAGCAAGUAUGAAACCUCACAAAGGUUGAAACUCAAACUCUCCACAAGCAUUCAUUUGAAGCCUGGUGUUAAGGAAUUGUUGAAGAAAACUGAAGAUCUAUAUCUCGAUGAACUGGGUGGUGUUAAAAGUGUUUCUGAGUUAGAUAGGGAAGGUUUUCCAAGAUUGAGAUGUUUACAUGUCCAAAAGGGUCGCAACUUCCAAUACAUUGUAAACUCAAACACAAGGGUUCCAUGUCUCAUUUUUCCAGGCUUGGAGGUAUUGUCUCUUACAGAAUUGAUUAACCUUGAGAUGAUAUUUCACGGCCAACUUGGAGUACAGUCGUUUAGUAAAUUGAGAAUUGUGAUAGUGAGAAGUUGUGACAUGUUGAAGAACCUUUUCUCAUUCUCUACUGCCAAAUCCCUUUUUCAACUGCAAGAAAUUGAAGUGUAUAACUGUAAAAACAUGGAGGAGAUUUUUUCCUGUGAAAGUGAAAAGGAUGGCAAGUGCGAUGUGAUUGAAUUGACGCAAGUACACUCCCUAUAUCUACAACGUUUACCGCAGAUCAUUAGCUUCUGCUCUGAGGUGAAUAUUAUAAAACAGAAGCUGCAGACAAUGGACCCAUCAGGGUCGUCUCAAAACGUGGAACUUAUGAUGAAGGAUGAGCCCAUCCCACUUCUUAAUGGGAAGAUAGUGUUUCCCAACUUGGAGAAGCUAGUCCUAAUUGCUAUUGGUGCUGAAAAAAUAUGGGACAACAAUCUUCUAGCAAUGCCACGUUGUUUUCAGACAUUGAGAUAUUUGUACGUGAUGAGCUGUAAUAAGUUAAAGUUCUUAUUUCCCGUUGGUGUGGUGACAAGUCUCAUUCAACUCAAAAAACUUUAUGUAAAAGAAUGUGAAUUAAUGGAAGGGAUAAUAGAAGGAGUGACAGGUCAGAUGAUCUUCCCCAAAUUACAUGACCUGGAGCUCGAAGAUCUUCCCAGACUGAAAAGAUUAUGCACAGCAAAUUCUAUUGAAUUUCCAUCCUUGACCGAUAUGUCUAUAAAACUGUGCCCCGAAUUGAAGUCGUUCAUCAUUGAUGAAAAGGAAGUCAGCAAUGAUGACCUCCCACCUCCUCUCUUUGAUGAAAAGGUGGAACUCCCUACCAUUGAAACAUUACACAUCUCAUCCGUUAACCUGAAAAGAAUAUGGCAUAAUGAACUCUCCGUAGAAUCCUUUUGCAAACUAGAUGAUCUUUGGCUGCAUGGUUGUAAAAAUCUAUUGAACAUUUUUCCGUCUCAUAUGCUGACAAGACUCCAGAACCUUCGAGCAUUGGGGAUAACAGAUUGCAAGUCAAUGGAUGCGAUAUUUGAUUUGGAAGGGCCAAAUGCAUUAGAGAUGGAUAUUACAAAGGCCCCUAUAUUCAGAAAACUAAAGUCCAUAAUGAUCAGUGAGUGUCCAAGUCUGAGAUAUAUUUUUCCACUCUCUAUAGGCAGUGGUCUUCAGGAACUUGAGGAGUUACAUAUUGAAAACUGCAGAGCAGUUGAGAAAAUUGUUGCAAUGGAAGGGGUAGAUGCGGAUGUUAGGUUCGAGUUCCCAAAAGUCAUGACUUCCCUGAUACUUGAUUGCAUACCACAACUAAGAAGUUUCUACCCUGGAAUUCAUACAUCAGAAUGGCCGUUGUUAAAGAAAUUGGGAGUUAUUGAAUGUGACAAACUGAAAAUAUUUCCUUCUGAAUCUUCGAAUGUCAAAGAAGGCUCGCAUGAUGAGUAUCUUUUGGAGACCUCAGUUGAGCAACCUCUUUUUUUUCAUGAAAAGGAGAUAUUCCCCAACCUAGAAGAAUUGUCAUUGAGUUGGAAUUACACGAUGAAGGAGAUGUGGCAUGGAGAAUUUCAAUCUGAAAUGUUUUGCAGAUUAAAAUCCCUUAAGGUUAUUGAGUUUCAUGAUGAAACCAUCACUUCUUUUCCACCAGGUUUCUUUAAGAAACUGCCAGAUUUGGACGAACUUGAUGUAAGCUAUUGUGCUUUCAAUGAGAUAUUCCCAAAUGGAGAAGUCAUUGGCGAGGCUGGAGAGCUCUCAACAUUUUGCAGUCUGAAAAUUCUGAGAGUAGGAGACUGUGACAGAUUGAAAAUUCUGUUUCCGUCCUCACUGCUGUCAUUCUGCAAUUUGAUUACACUGGAGAUAUCAUAUUGUAAUGGAUUGACUUACUUAAUGUCUUCCUCGACAGCUAAAAGCAUGACGCAGCUCAAGGUAAUGGAGGUAUAUGAAUGUGAAAUGAUGACGUCCAUUGUAGAAUGUGUAGGGGAAGGUGAGGCAGAGGAUGAUAAUGAUAUUAUUUUCCACCGACUGAAACGACUGAAUAUUACUUAUAUGCAAAACCUUUCAAGCUUCUGUGGCUCAAGGAAACAUGCCUUCAAAUUACCAUCAUUGGAAAAAGUAAUUGUGGAAAGAUGCCCCAAUCUGAAAAUUUUCUGCGAGGGACCACUUUCCACUUUUAAGCUCCGGAGUCUCUAUAUAUCAACAUUAGAUUAUGAAGAGCGCUGGAAUGGCAACCUCAAUACUACCAUACAGACCUUGUAUAAAGAAAGGGUAGAAACGAUGACCAUCAGAAUCCAACGCCAAUUUCGGAGGCACAUUGCUCGUAGGAAUUUUGUUGCAUUGCGGAUGUCUUCCACAGUAAUACAGUCUGUAGUGAGAGGAAAUAUUGCACGUAAAAUUUUUGAAAGCUUAAAAGGAGAUAUUGCUUUGAAUUGAUGUUCACAAGAGCGCCGUACAUGUCAUAUGUAAGAGAUCUGCAAAAUGCAUCAUCAGGCUCCAACAAUGCCUCUCUUUAAGGAUGAAGGUGGCUAAUUAAGCUUUCUGUACGUGUCAGGUGAGGACGUGUGCUGGAAAUCUUUCGUUCUUUCUUUCUUUCUUUUUUCCUUCCAUGAUUACGAGUACGCUCUUGUUGAUUAUAAUCGAAUCCAUGGACUGAAUUCGUUACUUCUGGGACUCCUAAAUUUUAAAGACAGACAGUCAUGUGCUCUGCUUGCAUCUUAUAACAAUUAAAUUUAGAGUGCAAGAAAAAAUUGGAUUUGGCUUGAAUACU
This is a messenger RNA of Tripterygium wilfordii, 5889 nucleotides long. RefSeq names its product disease resistance protein At4g27190-like. Gene Ontology annotation, molecular function: ADP binding; protein binding. NCBI's taxonomy places the organism in Eukaryota, Viridiplantae, Streptophyta, Magnoliopsida, Celastrales, Celastraceae. The transcript is spliced from 8 exons. Bases 696 to 5555 code for a protein of 1619 amino acids. The record is from RefSeq and is a predicted model, not a curated record.